UCAGAGAGUUCGCAACACAACGCGCUUCGAUGUCAGAGCCCGCGCUACCGUCCCAUCUAUAAGGAUUAUUGGGGUGUUAGUCAUAGGAAAUUCAGUAAUUGAGUGCGUGUGUGGAAACAUUCGGUGCUUGGGUGAUGUGCAAUUUGAAAUUGAAGUAAAACAUUUCUGAGAAAUUGGUAGAUUACAACAUUUUUUGGAUUAAAAUCUAGUCUAAAGGAUUAUUGGAUACUCCUAAGUGUUCGGGUUUCAUAUCCUUAGAGAAGCAGAAGCCAAAGCCCACAACACGCGUUCUCCGACCUGCUGUCCCACUCCAGAAUUUCAACUCUUGUGACACGUGCUGGACACGCGUCGCCAAUCAGCGGAUCGGAAGUGUUAGCUUUACCGUUAUGCACUUAGCGGGCAAUUAAGUCGUCAAACACAAGCGAAAGAUAUUCCUUGAUUGCCGGACAAUGUUUUCCAUGGACAAUUUUGACUUGGAGGCCACGAUGGCGCGUCACUUCUUCGAGGGAUCGCAGGCCACCAACGCCUCCACCUCCAGCUCCGAUUAUUUUUUCGGGGACGAGCACAGCUCGGAGAGCGAUGAUGAGGAUGAUGCCUAUAGCAGCGGCUUUAACAGCGACCAGGAGAACACCGAGAAGACCUUCUCCCCAUUCAGCCGGCGGAGCCACAAGCCACGGCGCCUGAAGUGCGCCUCCCAAAUGGCCCAGCAGCGGCAGGCGGCCAAUCUCCGGGAACGCCGGCGGAUGCAGAGCAUCAACGAGGCGUUCGAGGGCCUGCGCACCCAUAUUCCCACGCUGCCCUACGAAAAGCGACUGAGCAAGGUCGACACACUCAAGCUGGCCAUCAGCUAUAUAACCUUCCUCAGCGAGAUGGUCAAAAAGGAUAAGAAUGGCAACGAACCCGGCCUAAGCUUGCAGCGCAAUUACCAGAAGGAACCGCCCAAGAAAAUAAUCCUCAAGGAUCGCACUGGCGGCGUGGCGCACUCGUUGUCCUGGUACCGCAAGGGCGACCGAUACCCGGGCAGUAAGCUCUACGCCCGCACCUGGACACCGGAGGACCCUAGGGGCCCCCACUCACAGCCCCAGCCCCUGUACAACAACAGCAGCUCGAACCAGAAUCAAAACAGCAACCAGAGCAGCGACGAUUUCAGCGGAAGUGCCGAUAUGUCCGAUCCGGGAGCAACGGCCAGUAUCUUUAGCAGCGGCAGCGGAAUAUGAGGAUGGCCGGUUCCCA
Molecule: messenger RNA, 1233 nt
Organism: Drosophila rhopaloa
Lineage: Eukaryota; Metazoa; Arthropoda; Insecta; Diptera; Drosophilidae
Gene: Fer1
Product: pancreas transcription factor 1 subunit alpha
Exons: 6
Coding region: 450-1217 (255 amino acids)
Biological process (GO): regulation of transcription by RNA polymerase II; developmental process
Molecular function (GO): RNA polymerase II transcription regulatory region sequence-specific DNA binding; protein dimerization activity; DNA-binding transcription factor activity, RNA polymerase II-specific
Source: RefSeq, a predicted model, not a curated record